This is a messenger RNA of Ceraceosorus guamensis, 492 nucleotides long. RefSeq lists its product as hypothetical. The transcript has a single exon. NCBI's taxonomy places the organism in Eukaryota, Fungi, Basidiomycota, Exobasidiomycetes, Ceraceosorales, Ceraceosoraceae. The coding region runs from base 1 to 492 and encodes 163 amino acids. The record is from RefSeq and is a predicted model, not a curated record.
AUGUCUACAAGCGAUGUGCCCCUGGCCCAGGAGAUGGCAGAGCAGAAUGAGCAGCUACACGCCGAGCGCGCUGCAUACACGGCGAGCAAUAGAGAAAGCGUGCUCAUGUCAAAGGCGCAGGAGAUGGACUCUCACAAUCAACAGCUCGCCAUGCUGCUCUUCAAACCACGCAGUGCUGUGGAGCGUGCUGGAUUGAGACGUCGCUUGAAGGAGAAGCGCAAUGAAUGGAAAGAGGAUCCAGACGUUGUGCCAGACGACAUUGUCAGAGGCUCACGCAUCCUCAAAGACGACUAUAAGAAGACAAUGUCGGCAAUGGUGCCGCUGCCCGAACAAGUGCGUCUGAAUCUCAUCUUUGUCAACGCGAUCGACGCUCCACCGCGCGAAGUUGCCAGUGUCCAGCAAGUGGGGCCUGUCACUGGACGUCGCAUUACGCUCGCAGACCCCAAUGCGGUGCUGCUCAACGCCCAUCUCGAGCCGGUGCUUUACGAGUGA